AUGGAUCAACAGGAGAUACAACUUUUUCACAAUCUCCUCUACGAGCUCAUUGUUACCCUCAAAGAGCCAGAGCUUGGCGGGUUGAAUGCAGACAUCGCGGUCGACAUCGUCUUGGAAAUGGAACGACGUCUGAGAAAUCAUCAUUCACAGCAAGAACGCCAUGGACUAGAGCUGGAAGAAGCAAAAACAAGAGUUGCCGAGAAGAGCAAACAGUUGGCAGAGGUCCGGCGUCUGAAGCGGGCUCGGAGCCACAUCAACAACCAGUUGAAAGCCCUGCUUGGCCCUCAAUCUAGCGACAACAACAGCAACUUGUCCGCUGGGGGCAAAGGCACUGCUAAGACUGGACUGACUCACAAGAGGGGUGCCAGCUGGCUUGAAAACCCCAGUUCGAGAGACGAUGAACGCUCAUACAGGAAGAAGUACAAACAGCAAUCACCAACUAUCAAGAUGGAAGAUGCACCUGAAGCAGGCCCAGUUCGGAAGAAGGGCAAAAUGGAACCGCCACCUGUGAAAAGGGAAAAUGUACCUGGAACAGAUCCAGCUCCGGAGAGUCCCAGCGCCCACUGUCUUGCUUGCAGUCACACAUGGAAACAGCGCCCACCACGCAGCCUGAUCUGCCCACAUUGCAACAGUGAUUUUGUAAUCCUGUUGUUUGACCCAUGGCAGUCGGAGGAUCGUGGCUCUGCCUACAGGUCUUCCGCACCGCGCACAAAGGACUGA
Exophiala dermatitidis NIH/UT8656 is the source of this 720-nucleotide messenger RNA. RefSeq lists its product as uncharacterized. The transcript is spliced from 2 exons. The record is from RefSeq and is a predicted model, not a curated record. Lineage: Eukaryota; Fungi; Ascomycota; Eurotiomycetes; Chaetothyriales; Herpotrichiellaceae. The coding region runs from base 1 to 720 and encodes 239 amino acids.